AUGGAGAAACCUUUGUGGUAUCGUUGGGCUAGAGUUUACGCAGUUGGUGCGAGUAUCGUUGGUUUUGGUGUUGUCGCAUAUUUGUACGCUACUCCAACAGAUGAAGAAUUAAUUAAUAGAUUAUCACCAGAAUUAAGAGCUCAAUAUGAAAGAGAAAGAGGUCUUAGAAGAAAAGAACAAGAAGAACUUAUCAAAAUUGUGAAACAAACCUCCGCUUCACAAGAUCCUAUAUGGAUGACUGGUCCAAUUAAAUCACCUUUAGAAAACCAUGGUACACAAUUAGCAGAUGUUAAACAACAGUAUGAAAAACAAGUUGCAGAACAAAAACAAUUACAAGAAAUUGAACAAAUCAGAGCAGAACUCGAGGAAACACAAAGGAAGACCAAAUUAGAAACUGAAGAACAGUUAAAGAAGAAAACUUGGUUUGGAUGGAGAUGA
Messenger RNA from Hansenula ciferrii, 438 nucleotides. It is a transcript of the gene CBP4, whose product is annotated as Cbp4p. The record is from RefSeq and is a predicted model, not a curated record. Bases 1 to 438 code for a protein of 145 amino acids. Lineage: Eukaryota; Fungi; Ascomycota; Saccharomycetes; Phaffomycetales; Wickerhamomycetaceae. The transcript has a single exon. Gene Ontology annotation, cellular component: mitochondrial membrane. Gene Ontology annotation, biological process: mitochondrial respiratory chain complex III assembly.